CGCACACCCUGAACGAAGGUGAGGGCGCGGUUCGCGCGAGAGGGUCAGUGCGAUACACUCCUGAAAGAUCGGUGAAAGAUCCGUCGUAGAUGUCGGACAUUGCGACGCUGAAGGCCAUCGGCCUCAAGUGCAAUGUGCACGGUGUCAAGGACGUGGCCGCCGAGACCUUCAUCCACGCCUACGCCAAACAGCUCAAGCGGUCCGGCAAGCUCGAGAUCCCCGAGGUGGGUGCGUUGGGGAGGGAGGAGGGAGGGGUGGGAGGGAGGGAGUGGAGGCUGUGCACACGUGUGUGUGUGUGUGUGUGUGUGUGUGUUGUGUUCAGUGGGCGGAGUACGUCAAGACGAGCCACGGGAGGGAGCUGGCGCCGUAUGACCCUGACUGGCUUUACGUCAGAUGUGGUAUGUAUGGGCAAGGCAACGGAGGAGCGACUGACUACACCAUGAGGAUGCAAGGAUGGGUGGAACCAUGUGCCUCUUGUCGUGUGUGUGUGUGUGUGUGUGUGCAGCUGCCAUCGCCCGUCGGGUGUACAUCCGUCCGGGCAUGGGUGUGGGUGCGUUCAAGAAGGUCUUCGGCGUCAAGAAGAGGCGGGGCGCGCAGCCCGGCAUCUUCACCAAGGCAUCCGGCAAGAUCAACCGAUACUGCCUACAGCAGCUCGAGAAAAUGAACAUCGUCGAAACGGACCAAAAGGGGUACGCCGAGCCCGACGCACACAGACAUACAUUCUGCGUGAUGCCUGUGUGUGGUGAUAAUGUGUAUGUGGUGUGUGUGCAGCGGUCGUCGGAUAACAAAGGAGGGCAUGCGGGAGCUCGACACCAUCGCUGUGCAGACGGGCGGCGCCGACGAGUGAUGGUGGCCAACGCGCAGUGGGGAGUGUUCGGCCUUUGUCAUGCCGUGUGACCACGUGCCUGUGGUUAACAACCAUGUGAGCCUGUUUGCGUCGAUCGACUGAUGGCUGCCUG
Molecule: messenger RNA, 959 nt
Organism: Vitrella brassicaformis
Lineage: Eukaryota; Vitrellaceae
Source: the annotation of a GenBank genome assembly